Delphinapterus leucas (beluga whale) is the source of this 2943-nucleotide messenger RNA. RefSeq names its product zinc finger and SCAN domain containing 16 (gene ZSCAN16). The record is from RefSeq and is a predicted model, not a curated record. NCBI's taxonomy places the organism in Eukaryota, Metazoa, Chordata, Mammalia, Artiodactyla, Monodontidae. Gene Ontology annotation, biological process: regulation of transcription by RNA polymerase II. Gene Ontology annotation, molecular function: DNA-binding transcription factor activity, RNA polymerase II-specific; RNA polymerase II cis-regulatory region sequence-specific DNA binding.
CUUUGUUCAGGCCGCCCAAAAGACGCUAGCUGUCGCACCUGUACCUCUCGGCGCGAGAUUUUUCUCUGAGACAAGAUUCUAAGAGAUUCUCCUUGAAUCAUUUCCAAUAGAGGAUUAAUCUCCUGAAAAACAGCCCAGAAUGGCCACAUCCCUGGAACCUGAGGAACAAAAAGGACUUUUAAUAGUUAAGGCAGACCAUUAUGGGGGACAGGACUCCAUCUCACAAAAGUACAGUCCUCACAGAAGGGAACUCUUCAGGCAGCACUUCAGGAAGCUCUGCUAUCAGGAUGCACCUGGACCCCGUGAAGCUCUUACCCAGCUCUGGGAGCUUUGCCACCAGUGGCUGAGGCCAGAAUGCCACACAAAGGAGCAGAUUUUAGACCUGCUGGUGCUUGAACAGUUCCUGAGCAUUCUCCCUAGGGACCUGCAAGCAUGGGUGCAGGCACACCAUCCAGAGACUGGAGAGGAGGCGGUGACUGUGCUGGAGGAUCUGGAGAGAGAGCUUGAUGAACCUCGAAAGCAGGUCCCAGCCAAUUCAGAAAGACAGGACACACUUUUGGACAAGUUGGCCCCCUUGAGAAGGCCACAUGAGUCACUGACUAUCCAGCUCCAUCCCAAGAAGACCCAGCAGGAGCAGGAAUCUGGGGAGCCCCAAAGGACUGGUGAUAAAACCAAGACUAAGAAUGAAGAGUUGUCCCAGAAGGAAGAUAUACCCAAAGACAUGGAAUUCCUUGGGAAAAUAAACAACAGACUUACCAAAGCUAUUCCUCAGUAUCCUGAAUCCAAAGAUGCUAUUGAAAGUGAAGGCAGAUUCAAGUGGCAACAGAGGGAAAGAAGACGCUAUAAAUGUGAUGACUGUGGAAAAAGUUUCAGUCAUAGCUCAGACCUUAGUAAACACAGGAGAACUCACACUGGAGAGAAGCCCUAUAAAUGUGACGAAUGUGGAAAAGCCUUCAUUCAACACUCACAUCUCAUUGGACAUCAUAGAGUACACACUGGAGUGAAACCCUAUAAAUGUAAAGAAUGUGGGAAAGAUUUCAGCGGGCACACAGGUCUCAUUCAGCAUCAGAGAAUCCACACAGGUGAAAAACCCUAUGAAUGUGAUGAGUGUGGGAGGCCUUUCCGUGUAAGUUCAGCCCUUAUUAGACAUCAAAGAAUUCAUACGGCAAAUAAGCUCACUAAUAUGGUGGAAGUAACGAAAGUUCUUUAGACACUCAGGCCUAAUUAGUUAUCAGAGAAAUCUGCCUUGGAGACCUUGAGUAUCCUGAUGUAGGCAAAUCUUCAAUCAUCAUUAAAAAUUUCUCUGGCACCAGAGAAUUUACCUGAGUAAAAUUUCCUUUUAUUUCUAAAGUAGUUCAGUUUCUUGGAAGGAACUAAGAGUUAUUUCAGAAAGCCUUGUCCACUGCCAGCAUUGCUCACUUGCAGCCCAAAAUAACCAUGUUUCCUGGUCCUGGUUGAAAGAUGUGAAUUCUACCUCUUGACUCUGGCUCCUUUUUCCUUGGCCACUCAGUGUAUGACUUUAGGCAAGACAUUCAUAUUUUCUCUGCCUUCAUUUUCCCAUUCUGCCAAGUGCAGAUGAUAUAAUAGAAGCCCACCGGGUAUGCUGUAUUAAGUUAAAAUAGAUGAAAACUGCUUUUGAAAUUAAGAACUAAAACCAUACUAUUUUUCCCCUUUAUUAGUGAUAUAAUGGCCUAAAUAUCCCUUAUCUUAAAGUGGGGAAUAUAAUAAUUUUGUGGAAUAUUUUGCUUUGCCAGUGAUAAAAAAAAGAGGAAACCACCAGAAAGAUAGCAGGCUAAGAAAAACAUUAAAAUGGAGAGGAAAGCUAUAAGUCAUCAGUGGGAGCUGCUGGGAAGGGGCAUGAUGGAGUGUGUUAGGGAUCUGUAACUUUGGAUAAGUCACUUCUCUACUGAAUCUCAGGUCAUUUAAACUGAGGGAGAUCGGGAGAGGUUGGUCUAGAACUGCACUGUCCAAUAUGGUAGCCAGUACCCACAUGUGGCUAUAUACAUUUAAACUUAACUGGAAUAAAGUGGAAAAUUCAGUUCCUUGGUGACAUUAGCCACAUUUCAAGUGCUCAGUAGCCACAUGUGGCUGGUAGCUACAAUAAUGGACAGCACAGAUCCAGACCAUUUUUUAUCACUGCAGAAACUUCUCAAGGACAUUGCUGUUCAAUCAUUAGUAAGGUAACUUCCAGCUUUGGUAUGUGAUUCUGAGUUCAGGAAGGUAGCAAGAGAGAUAGCUGAAGAGGCUGUAAUAGCAAUAGGAGAUAAAAUACAAACACCUUAAAACAAAGUAAUUUAGUAAAAAUAACUCUGUGGUACUUUUUCAGCCUUAGAAAGAGAGUGUAUUGUAAUUGGAGUAAGAUGAUUAUUAAGUGAAUACAAUAACCUAAUAAUUAAAAUUGAAAGCUUAACUUACUACCUCAUCUCUAUAAAAAGAGUGUAAUUACCUUUACAAGGUAACAUCCCCUGUCAGUUACCCUAUACUAAUGAGAAACUGGGACUCUCAGGACACUAAUACUUUAAGACACAGUGAACAAUUUAGUUUUUCUUUUUCUUUUUGGCUUCGGAAUGUAUUAGCAUUUCAUGAACGUAUUUGUGACAGUUUUACAUCACUAGUUUGAGAAUUUUAUAGCAUGACAGGAAUUGUGACCAAAGGCCAACACGUUCAAAUUUACAACACCAUCAAACUGCCACGAACCACUGAUUCUAGGAAUAGACAUCACCAAAAUGAUCAGAAAGUGAUCUAAUCUCUUACUGAAGACACUAAUUACACAUACUUGCUUUGAGAGUAGGAAAAGCACCAGAAUAAUUUUGUGUCUACUACUAUUGGAAGGUGACUCUUAAAUCAUUCUUCAUAACACCAUAAAGAUAAACUGAGCUUUUAUAUCUUUUGAACAUAAUGCUCCUUUUAAAAAAAUAAAAGUAAGUUUACUUUGAAUGUAUA